Molecule: messenger RNA, 6823 nt
Organism: Anopheles bellator
Lineage: Eukaryota; Metazoa; Arthropoda; Insecta; Diptera; Culicidae
Gene: anne
Product: polyamine-transporting ATPase 13A3
Exons: 2
Coding region: 1-4215 (1404 amino acids)
Biological process (GO): intracellular calcium ion homeostasis; polyamine transmembrane transport
Cellular component (GO): membrane
Molecular function (GO): ATP binding; ATP hydrolysis activity; P-type ion transporter activity
Source: RefSeq, a predicted model, not a curated record
AUGCCACUGGAAGGGUCCACCGCUGGUGCAGAUCGGCAGCCGUCGCCUUCACCUAUACCGACAGACGGAGGUCCCGAUCAGCUGUUCAACACGAACGCAACGGUCGGGGAUACCGUCUCCUUAUCGGUGGUGUUUGACGAGCCCGAUCAUGCACCAGUUUUGACCGUCAGUUCCGCGGCCCCCACUGAUCCGUCCGCUUUCUCGGUCACUAACGACGGUACGAAAGUGAACGGCGACGCGGGACUACCACCAGCACCACCGUCGCCACCGGCAGUACAGAUCAAAACGGCAGCGCGUAAGUCCAAACAAUCGAACCACAACCACCAUCACCACCAUUACACGCCCCGGUACGAUCUGGAGCAAGAGCAAGACCAUCCUGACGGUGUAUCCACUUUAGCCGAGCUGCUGCACGAGUCGCGCCUUCAGGCAUCCGUCCACGACAUUUUGAACGAUGGCGAAGAGGACCAGAUGUUCAUCACCGGAUAUGCGAGCUGCCGGCGCAAAACCUUCCUGUGUUACGUCGCAAUCGUGUUUACUUUCGGCAUCCUGCGGCUGGUGAUGCACUGGCGGCGCCAUUGGCUGCUGUUGGCCACGCACCGCGAGUGUUCGCUGGAGCGCGCCGAGAAGGUGCUGAUUCACGAAGCCUACCAACGGAAGCAUGAUCUGUACUACGUGAAGGACAUCAUUACGCUCAGUGGAGACGCCAUUAGCGACAUUACAAGCAGCGGAAAGAAGCCUUCAUCGACCAAUGCACGCAAUCUCGUGAAGGAAUUGGCACAAAACGGGAUCACCGAUCCGAUCGACUUCUUUCGCACACUCGCACCGUUCCAGGUGGCGUAUCAUCGAAGUGGUGGCCGGUUCGAACACACGAGCACGAUGCGCUACUUUUGCUGCAAGAAACUGCGCUACAUCUGGUGCGACGAGAGCAAGAAGUUUGUGAAGCUGCACGGGCUGGACGUGGAGGUGCCGAGCCCGGCGAUUCACCACGCAAAGGGUCUGUCGGUGUACGAGCAGAACAUCCGGCGGCUGGUUUACGGCAGCAACGAGAUCUUCAUCCCGCUGCGGGGCGUUCUGACGCUUCUCUUCCUAGAGGUGCUUAACCCGUUCUACGUGUUUCAGAUCUUCUCGGUGGUGCUGUGGUUCUGCUACGAGUACUACUACUAUGCGGUCGUAAUCAUAUUGAUGAGUGCCUUCGGCAUAACCGUGUCGAUCAUACAGACGCAACGAAACCAGCGUGCCCUCUACUCGACAGUCAAGAGCAACGACACGGCGAUGGUGGUGCGUGACAGCCUGGAAUCGGAACCGAUCGAGACACGAUUCCUGGUGCCAGGGGACGUUCUGGAGAUACCAGCCACCGGCUGCACGAUGCACUGCGAUGCGGUCCUAUUAUCCGGCAACUGCAUACUAGACGAGUCGAUGCUGACGGGCGAAAGUGUGCCGGUGACGAAGACUCCGUUGCCGCUAAAGCGUGAGUUGAUCUACAACCGGAAGGAGCACGCCCGCCAUACGCUCUUUUGUGGAACUCGCGUCAUUCAGACGCGCUACAUCGGCAGCGAAAAGGUGCUGGUGAAGGUGCUGAACACGGGUAAUAUUACGGCGAAGGGUGGCCUAAUCCGGUCGAUUCUCUACCCCCCACCGGUUGACUACAAGUUCGAGAAGGAUUCAUACAAGUUUAUCACCGUGCUGGGCAUCGUCGCUUUCUGUGGCUUCGUGUACACGCUGUAUACGAAAAUUAGCCGCAGUGUCGGGGUGGUGAAAAUUAUCGUGGAGUCGCUCGAUCUGAUUACGAUCGCCGUUCCGCCGGCACUGCCGGCUGCGAUGACCGUGGGGCGGAUGUACGCCCAGAAGCGGCUCAAGCGCAGCAACAUCUACUGCAUUUCCCCGCGAGCGAUCAACGUUUCCGGCAGCAUCGAUUGCGUGUGCUUCGACAAGACGGGCACGCUGACGGAGGACGGGCUGGAUAUGUGGGGCGUGCUGCCAAAAGAUGCGACCAACAACUUCCAGAUACCGCUGAAGCAGAUCGGACGGCUACCGAUGAGCGACCACCUGCUGUUCGGGAUGGUGACGUGCCACUCGAUCACCUUCGUGAACGGCGAGAUGCGCGGCGAUCCGCUGGAUUUGAAGAUCUUCGAAUCGACGGGCUGGAUACUGGAGGAGGCGAACGUUUCGGAUGAGACGAAGUACGACAUGCUGUUUCCGACGAUCGUGAAACCCCCGCGAGGUGACUCGCGGGAUGAUCUUAACCUCGAGCUGGAUGUGGCGUACGACAAUUCGAACGACAUUGGCAUCGUCCGGGAGUUUUCCUUCACGAGCGCCCUGCAACGGAUGUCGGUCAUUACGCGCAAGGUGUCGGACAAUCACUUCAACGUGUACGUCAAGGGUUCACCGGAAAUGAUCAGCUCGUUGUGCAAGGCUGAAAGCAUUCCGGGAGAGUUUCAGGCAAAACUGGGCUUCUACGCUCAGCAGGGCUACCGGAUCAUUGCGAUUGCGUACAAGCAGCUCGAUAAGAAGCUAAACUACCCGAAGGUGCAGAAGAUCGCCCGCGAAAAGGUCGAGUGUGACCUGGAGUUUCUUGGCUUCGUCAUUCUGGAGAACCGCUUGAAGACGGACACGGAGGAGGUGAUCGAAAGUCUGAAUACGGCACGGAUUCGUUCGGUGAUGGUGACGGGAGACAACCUGCUCACGGCGGCAAGUGUCGCGCACGAUUGCGGAAUGAUACUGGAUGACCAGAGUUUGGUGACGGUUACGGCACACGCAGACAAAGGGCACCCUGAGCGGUACUUCCUAUCGUAUGACAUCUCCGGCCAGGCACAGCUAACCCGUUCCGAUAUAAUAAACGAUAACGAUCGGGUACUAGGCGGAGGAGAUGGAGAGAAGCUGAAGAACGGCGGUGGUAACUAUGCGCUGAUGACGGAAUCGAACAGCAUUAGCAGCUCGAUCGAUACGUGCACCAUCUCGACGCAGCUGAGCACCCUCGAUAAGGACGUGCAUCGUAUAAGGAUCGAGCCGGACAUUUGCAGCGUCUCACCAAACGGGGCGCUCGACGAAGGACGAGACGGCCCGACGAAGGCAGGCGGUGGUUCGUUCCGUUUUGCAUUGACUGGCAAAACGUGGGCCAUCAUCAACGAACAUUUCCAGGACUUGGUGCCCCUUAUCACGACAUACGGUACCGUAUUUGCGCGAAUGUCCCCGGAUCAGAAGCAACAUCUCAUUACGCACCUGCAAAGCCUCGGCUACUACGUGGCAAUGUGCGGGGACGGUGCGAACGACUGUGGUGCACUGAAGGCGGCCCAUACGGGCAUUUCCCUUUCGGAAGCGGAAUCAUCCGUAGCGUCACCGUUUACGUCAAAAAAUCCAACCAUUGCCUGCGUACCAAAUGUGAUCAAGGAAGGCCGGGCGGCACUCGUUACGUCGUUCGGCAUUUUCAAAUUCAUGGCUGCCUAUUCGCUGGUGCAGUUCGCAUCCGUCGUUAUCCUGUACUCGAUCGAUUCCAAUCUGACCGACUGGGAGUAUCUCUACAUUGAUCUGUUCAUCAUCUCCAUCGUGGCGUUUUUCUUUGGGAAAACGUCGUCAUACGAGGGCCCCCUAGUCAAGGAGACACCGUCGAAUUCGUUAAUCUCGCUCGCCCCCCUUCUGUCGCUGGCCCUGCAUAUGCUGGUAGCGAUCGGUUUCCAGCUGGCUGGCUGGUACCACGUACAUGCGCAACCCUGGUUCGAGCCGUUCAACUACACUACCGAUCGGGAUCUGAACGAUCACGGAUGUUACGAAAACUACACGAUAUUUUCGAUUUCCUGCUACCAGUACUUGAUCCUUGCGGUUGUCUUCUCCAAAGGGGCACCCUACCGAAGGUCCCUUUUCUCCAACUAUGGCUUCAUCAUCAGUAUCGUCAUCAACACGGGACUCGCUAUCAUGCUGACCCUCUACCCACCGCAUUGGUUGAUGGAGCAGUUCGAACUAGUGAUGCCCCCGGAGGGAGAGUUCCACUUCCGUCUGUACCUGGUCGCGUACGGGUUCGUCAACUUCCUGCUGUCGCUGUUCAUCGAGAAGGUGAUCGUAGACGAAAUUGCUUUCAAGCGGUUGCGCUACCGCUGGCACAACAUCGCCAAAUCCCGGCGCAAGUACUUAACGAUACAGCAGCGGUUCCAGCAAGAGAUCCAGUCCCCAAAUGAUCUGAAAACGGUGUACGGGUGGUCGAACGAAAAGUACGAUUACUGACGCCACCUUACGUGGAUGGGAGUAGUAGCGGCCUGGUGGAUGCUUCCGACGGUGCAGGCGACCAUCGUUUGCCAUUGGAAAGAAGCUGGUUACUACAACCGAGAGGCCAAGCUUCGGUAGCAUUCUUUCUGCCGUGACCGUUUAGUUCGGCUUGGAUCUUUUGUUUCUUUUCUUUCGUCAUAAAUUCGCAGCAGGUGCCUAUGUUACGGAAUGGUGCGCACAUUGUUCUAAAAGGCUUCUAGUCACCAUUAUUAUGACAGACAAUAAUGAUGCGAAUGUGACCGGCUCAUCAAGACUACACCUCAUCGUCCUUACAGAUAGACAAAAAUGUUAAAAAAAGAAUGAUAUUUGCGUAUUUUUGCAACCCCGGGGGUUAUUCCCUAAACGGAGCUCCUGCUCCCCUGGACUUAAGGAUGAUGAAAAGAGGUCUAGAGAAAAGAGCCCUCCACAAGCCUGCCCGGGGCCUCUAUCGACAAACUUCUCCACUACUACGAACAGUUACGGAAUGCUGUGGUAAAAAUUACCUGUGUGUGUGAUGAGCAGGAAACGGCCAUAGUAAUUAUGUUAUUUCCGUUUUUCUUUUUCUUAGGUUCUCUCGUGUAAAUAGAAACCGUGUUUUGUGUGUAUCCACAAUGUAUCACCCUGAACCCUAAUAGAUAGGGCCAAAAAGAUACAGUUUUAUGAUUCGUGCGGAUUGCUUUAAACAUACAGGUCUUUGGACAGCAUUGUUUAGUUGAAAAAUGGUUCAAAAUCUUGCAAAUGCUAGAAUAAUUGCAUUGAUUAGAGGUUCCACCAUAUUCCCUCCUUCUAGACAUCUAGAGUUCUUUGAUCUCUCCUCGUUUAGAAAAGAGCAAGUUAUAUGGAUGAAGUAAUGAAGAUACGAAUUAACGGCUGCUGAGUAAGGGCUCUUCAUAACCAAUUUCAUGCUUGACAUAUAGGGGGAAUAACUAUGUAACUGAUCCUAUUCCUGAUCCUUCUUAAAUAUCCGUCUGAAGUCUUCUGCAGUCGGUCUAUUCCAGACCCAAGCGAGAAUGUCGUUUUUCUUAAAUCCCAGAACGGAUAGAAAAUACUGGUAUGCUAUGAGUACUGAACAAUCCUUGAAUCGUGUGGUAAUUGAACAAAUUCUGAGUCUUGCAUAUUCAUGAUCCAUGUUCCGAACCAUUAACAUAUCAAAUGCUGAGACAAGUCUUGAAUAGUUUUUAUUCUGUUCCCAAGUUGGAUGAUUCUUUAAGAAAGACACCACAGAACUCUGAGCUACAAGAUUGAUCGGAGGCGCGAAUACUUUAGCAACUCGUGCUCCGAGAAGAUCAACAUAUUCUGUAUUUAAAGUUGAGUGGAAUCGAUAAGGCCCCAUGAGCAAGCCUAUGUAUCCUUCUCUCAGGGCUUCCGGGAAUUGUUCACCAGACGUGAACAGAGUCAUAUUCGGGAAAUAUUUUACAUCUAAAAUAUUCGAAAUCCUCAUUCUUUCUCCCCGUCUCCCUAAAACAACACCGAAGGAAACCUAAUCUUCAAAUAAUGGUUCAGUCUCAACCACAGAUAAUAAUUCCCACAGGAAAGCAAAAUCAAGGAUCCACAAACAAAAUGCAAACUGAUCGACGAAGCAAAUGAUAUAAACUAUAAAUUGGUUGCCAGUUAUGAAACUCGUUGUCUUUUCUCGCUUACCACGUACCAAUAGCUUAGAAAAAGUACUCUCUCAGCACAAUCUUCAUCGUUCUACUUUUUCUUCUCCAGUUCGUUCUCAGGGAACUUCGGUCCCGGGUCUAUAAAAUAGUUUUCAAUCUUCACUCGAUACCAAAUGAAGAAGGGUACGCAGAAACGAUAGCGACAGUUUACUAGUAGAAGUGCGAAAGAAGGAAAGAAGGUCAGUUAUUAGACGUACCAUUAGGUUUAUACGGAAGGAUGGAGAUAAGAGUUGAUACGGUGGAUUUUAUCGUCGGCGUUGGUUGGUAGCAGUUGAGAAAUACCGUCAGGCUGUUUCUAUUUUGCAAAUGAUCUACUACCGCUGGGAACAUCGGUCUCCCAUGCAUACGUUUGAUGAGAAUAUUAGGACUAUUUAUGAUUUAUGAGUGCUUUAUCUGUGUACUACUGGUCGCCUUCCGUUUUAGGUAUUCUUAGAGCUUUAUUUAAAACCCACGACACAUGUGAACAGGUGAAUGAUUUUACAACUUCUCUUUUUUUACGAACCGCGUUAGUUAUUGUAAGUGAAUCAAGCGGAAAUCUGCGGUAUUAGUAUUUGCAAGAUAACGAGUGUCACUAGUUGUAGCCGUUAUGCCGUAGAGAGAGCCUCACAUAUUGUACAAUAUAUGUUGGUUAUAAACGAAUAUUGUUUCGCCAAAACUUACCACUCUAGCCUCAAGUUUUAAUUGCUAUUAGGUGAUUAGUAAAUUAACUUAAAUUAACGUUAAACUUCCCUGUAGAGGAACAGCACAGAUUGAUUCAAAAUCAACGAACGGAUUGCACCCAACAGAUACGCAUUUUGUUUGACAAAAGUUUUGCUACUAGUUGGUUGGAUCGUUUCGAGCGUUGCGCUUAGUGUUGCUACCGAUCAUGUAUAACAUGUAGAGGAUAAGGUCAUGAUAAGGAUAAGGGUUUUGUGUGGAUGUAUAUA